This is a messenger RNA of Nematostella vectensis (starlet sea anemone), 3292 nucleotides long. Its product is annotated as testis-expressed protein 10. Gene Ontology annotation, cellular component: MLL1 complex; nucleus. The transcript has 13 exons. The record is from RefSeq and is a predicted model, not a curated record. Lineage: Eukaryota; Metazoa; Cnidaria; Anthozoa; Actiniaria; Edwardsiidae. Bases 106 to 2790 code for a protein of 894 amino acids.
GCUGGGAGUUGACUUCGGAGACGUGUUCGCAGGCUCAAAUAUGGCGGCCGCCAUGCGUUGUUUUUAACGUUUUGAACGUAUUUCUAAAAGUUUUUGUUAAGCCUAAUGAUGGGUAAAAACAGCAGGAAAAGAAAGAAAAAGGAGGAAGACUUUAAGAAAGUAAAGCUAAAAGUCGGUAAGACGAGACCUGCCGGGGAGAAUGAAACUACGACUUCUUUCAAAUCGCGCGCUAUCGUCAUUCCAUCUCAAGAUACAAAGACAGAGAGUGGGCCUACUAACGUGAGAAAGCAAGGCUUGAAGGACCUUCUCUCCCAACUGAGCCACUAUAAUUCCAACAUCCGCCAGGAAGCUCUGUUAGGUCUUCGCUCAUUAUUCCAGCAACAUGAAGGCAUACUCCAUGAACAUCUUGGCACAGUGGUAGAGAAGAUUGCGGAGAAAGUCACAGACACAGAGGCAUCCGUCCGUCACUCACUAUUACUCUUGCUUCGCCACAUUUUGCCGCUUAUACCCCCUGAAAGAAUUGCUCCUUUCCUCCCCCUAGUGAGUGCCCACCUCAGCUGCGCAAUGACUCAUAUCAUUGAGGACAUUCAAUUAGAGUCUCUUGGCAUCCUUGGCCUACUUCUGGAAUAUUUCCCCAACCAGAUGAUUUUGAGCUCAAGCCAAUUGCUUGAUAACUUCAUAGGUUUGAUAACCCAUCAAGGUCAUGGCGGCAGUAAACCAGCAAAGCAUGGUAGUAGUAGUUUGGUAGUGAACCCAAAAGGGAAGCUCUCCUCCCAGAAAUCAAGACUCAAGGUAUUGAACCAACUCCUGGAGUACCUCAGGGCUUUGUAUUUGCCAGAAACUGACAACAAUAAGGAACAAAGACUCAAGGUUACCUUCUCUGAAAAGAACCCUACACACGUGCAGAUUUUCGAUGACAUGGACAAUUCAGAGAUGUAUGUUUUAAAAAGCCAGUCAUCUGUGGUUCAGAGUUCUAGCAUAAACACAGCUUGUCUAAAGAAAGACUUCAUUGGUAGGAUUGUUCCUUUGUUGGUUGAUUGCUGGAUAGAGUCGAAUCCUGCUGAGAUGUCCACGUCUUUACCAAGUAGCAGUAUAUCACCAGUAGCUUUUUCUACCAUGACUACUGUCGUAGAUAUCCUGAAGGUCCUACUUGAAACUUUUUGGUCUCAGACAACUAAUAUUGGUGACAGUGACGCAGCAUGGAUGUACUCCAACUAUUUCAAGGACUUCAACCACCAUUUCCUGUCAUUCUUCCCAUUUGCUGUACCCUGUCAGCCAAGUAAAAAAAGGAAAGCAAAGACAAUUGACCAGACCACUGGGAUGUCAGUCAUGAACCUUAAUAUAACAAUAUGUGAAGUUAUGUCUUUUUUCCUGGAGUGUAAAUGUGAGAACUCUAGAGCUUGGAUCACAAACUUAGAAGAGUUUGUUGUCCAUGCUCUGACGUCUAAUUUGUCUCUUAAUGUAGAGCAAGUCAAAAGCCUAUUGAAGUUUGUAAGAAGGGAUUUCUACACCAAGCAUGUGAUGACAGACUCAAUGUUGAAUCUAGUUGGUGCCCUGGUCAAGCUCUAUAAAGCAAGCCAUCAUCUUUCUGCUACUAAGAAAGUUCUGCUUCUGUUUUUGGGUGAAUUGAUGUUUAGUAACUGCAGUUCCUUAGUCUCAAGGCAGGAGCUUCUCCAGCAUGAUGCUGUACACAGGUGGCUGUGUUCUCUCCCUGCUCUACUCAACCAACUAAAGGCCUCUAGUCCAGACAUGACACGCUCUGUUCUUCUCGUCCUGUCCUCAGUCAUGACUCAAGAGCUAGAUCUCAGCAUUCUCAACAAACAACUUACAGCUUUCUUCAGUUGUGGUACCUUUUUCUGCCUUGAUGUUGACAUACAGAGGUCAGCUGUUCAACUCCUGUUCCGAAUGAGUUCCCUAGAGACAAGUCUGAUACACGCUCUGGUAGAAUGCUGUCAUUGUCCCAAAGUGUCUACUGAAACAGUACACUACCUUCUGGGCAUACUCCACUGCAGGAGUCCUCUUUAUGAAGGUGUUGCUGGUGCAAAGCCUGCCAUGUCAGUAUCUACUUUUCUCAGUGUACUUUUCAGUGCAUCUAUAGGCAUAUCCAGCAGUGAAUUGCAGCGACUUCAGACCAGUCUCAACCCUCAAGUCAGAUGCUUUUUUGAGCUUGUUCAUGAUGAAAAUCAGGCCUCCUCAUGGGCAAGACACAAACAGAUCCUACAGGCGACCUGCAGUCUUUACAGACAAUGCCGUCAUUCUGAGAAACUUUUAGAGAUGGUGGAGUCUGCACUGGAAAGAACAUUGAACCUCCAAGUUAUCCCUCUUACAGUAGCAUGCAGCAUCAUCCGGCUUGUUUGCUGCCUUGGGGACUUGUGUGGUGCCUCUGAUACAGGCCUUCAUGGCCAGCUUCACCAAAGCCUGACAGAGCUGGUAUUUUCAUGCUUCUUAUAUCUAGCGGGUUUACCUUGGGCUGAAGUAGCGACAGAGAUCAGAAAAGAUGCCACUCAACUGCUUACACUGUACCCUUUAAUAAUGCAACAGCUAAUUACUCUGAUGCACAACAAAUUGAAAGACAUGCCAAGUGAGAUCUCCUGGAUAACCACAUGCCUUCUUCAGACUGAUAAACUCAGCCCCAUUCUUAUUGCCUGCUUUGAUUCUUUAGACAAACUCAUCACUAGUGUGAAGGAGCUCAAAGAUGUGCUACAGCCUCAAGUACUGGCGGAUCUGUCUUACCAGCACCACAUUCUCAGUACUGAAAACCGAAGACAUGCUCACCUGGCAGAAACCUGACCUGUGUGCAUAAGGAAGAGGUCAUUUGUAGUCAUACUGCAGCAAUUAAUACAGCGGGUCCGGCGGAGGGGGUGGGUUAUAUUAGGGUUUGUUCUAUUUCCUAAAGGACCAUAAGCUAUUACCAGCUUCCCUGUAUUCUUUGUUCAACCAGGGCCUCCAUAGCUUUUGUCUUAUCUCUGGAGAUGAACACCAUUUCAAGUAAGCAAAUUGGUUCAUUGAUAAAGAGGUAAAUGGCUUUUGGGUUAAAAUAUACACGUAGGGGCGUAGCAGGGGGUGGGCACAUGCACCCUUGAUAUUUUAACAAACUAUAAGGAAAUGGCCAGUAGGGGCACUGCUGUGCCUCCAAAUAUUUUCUUACUGUUUCUGUAUCGUGCACGCCCCCACCCCCCCUCCCCACCCCCAUAUAUUUCCGGGCCUGCGACUGCUCCGGUAUAGCCCAAUCCUGGUCUUUGAAAACCAUGUAAAUUGCUUACAGGCAAAUAAAAAAAAUGAUAGCUUUUAA